This is a messenger RNA of Coregonus clupeaformis (lake whitefish), 1090 nucleotides long. RefSeq names its product CD209 antigen-like protein E. The transcript has a single exon. Lineage: Eukaryota; Metazoa; Chordata; Actinopteri; Salmoniformes; Salmonidae. Bases 1 to 831 code for a protein of 276 amino acids. The record is from RefSeq and is a predicted model, not a curated record.
AUGUCUAAUGAAAUCUAUGCCAAUUGUGAGUUUGAUAAUGACAAUGUUCGGACAACAGACAGGGUUGAGGAUCUUUAUACAAAUAAAGAGACUAUCAAUUCUCAUGUCUCCAGCAGCAAGACAAAGGAUGUCUCUCCAAAGAGCAGACCACUGGCUACAAACAUAGGUACCAAGAGCUCAGAGAGGAGAUCAACCAGAGCUGCUGCAGUGUGUCUGGGGCUGCUGUGUGUUCUCCUACUGGUUGGGAUCGUAGGCCUGUUUGUCUACUAUAAUGGAGUGAUGGGCAGUUUUGAAGAAAACAUCUUAGUUUAUAAAACCAACUCCUCAGCUGAAAAAUACCAGUUGGAAACCAAGUACAAUGCCAUGACUAAAGAGAGGGACCAACUCCAGGUUGAGAGAGACAAUCUUCAAGCAAAGCUCUCGAUGGUAGAACAACAUUUACAACAGGGAUGGAUAUAUUACAAGUCCAGUUUGUACUUCAUCUCUACUGAAAUGAAAACCUGGGAGGGGAGCAGAGAGGACUGUCUGAGUAGAGGAGCAAAUCUGGUGAUCAUAAACAGCAGAGAGGAACAGGUCUUUAUCCAUGGAUUGAAAAAGGAGACGUUCUGGAUUGGCCUGACUGACAGUGUUGAAGAGGGGAUCUGGAAGUGGGUGGAUGGCACAGCACUGACCACAGGGUACUGGUGGAGUGGGCAGCCUGAUAAUAAAAACGGCAUUGACGAGGAUUGUGCUGCGCGAUGGUCCGAUCAUUCUACCCCAGAAAAGGGCUGGCAUGAUGCACCGUGCAUCGAACUGCACUUUUCGGUAUGUGAGAAAAUUGCCUUCCUGUAACUGAACUGUAACCAAAAUAAGCCAAUACAGAACAUUAUGGCUCUGUCACAUUGAUUUCCAUUACAAAAUACCAGUGAUUAUGUUUUCCUAUUAAUCAAGAAUGAUUUUUUAAAAGUUUUAUGCAUUUGGUUUUACUGUAUUCGAUUUCUUGGAGAGACAUCUUAAUAAUAUUACUCUUGCAAUAUAAAAAUAGACACAAAUUGAGUCUGGACAUUUUUCUUAUCUAAACAAAUACGUCUGAUUUCAACUUCCGUUGAGA